Messenger RNA from Musca vetustissima, 1857 nucleotides. RefSeq lists its product as uncharacterized. The transcript is spliced from 2 exons. Lineage: Eukaryota; Metazoa; Arthropoda; Insecta; Diptera; Muscidae. The record is from RefSeq and is a predicted model, not a curated record. Bases 1 to 1857 code for a protein of 618 amino acids.
AUGUGGCUGGUUUUGUGGUUAUUUGGUAUUGCAAUCAGCUGUAUUUCCACGUCUCAGCUGCAGCAGCACACAGGCGAACAUUUCUAUGCGGCGGCAUUCAAUAACUCGUGGAUGGAUCCAAAACGUUGCCAUCUCACUGACUUUGUAAAGGGUGUAUUUUGUAAAUCUCACCUGAAGGUGGUUCAUGUCUACCAUGAAACGGAUUUGUCCCUGAGAUAUUCCGGACAGAUAUUAAGGGAUUUGAAUGAUUGCGGCAUAUCCUAUGUGGCCUUAAGAAAUGAUCAGCAAUAUUCACAUUUGAAAAUCAUCUCAGAUGAUGGCAUUCUCCUCCACCUGGUAAUAAUUUUACGUGACAUAACCCAAAUCAUGGAUCUCAGCAUAAUUCGCAAGAAAUCCGCCGCCAAACACUUGACCUAUAUAAUGAUUUUGAUUCAGGACUCCCACUCGGUGACGGAGAAAUGGCUGCUGACAACAUUUCAGAAUUUCUGGAAAAUGUGGAUACUCAAUGUCGUUGUUAUCUAUACUGAAUCAAGGAACCGCUAUAUUCUGGUGUAUCGUUACGAUCCAUUCGCCAAACAAUUAAGUCGUCGCAUUGCUUUGGGACCCAGACAUUUUGAUUUAGAUAAUCUCUAUCCCAAGGAUAUGCUAAACAUGAGAGGAAGUCCUUUGCAAAUUUGCCUCUAUCAGGAUAAUAUUCGAACGAUUUUCCAAAAUGGUAAUGCAAACAUCAUGGGCACCGAUGGCCUCAUGACGACAUAUUUAGUGGAACGUCUGAAUGCCACUCCCAUUGUGAGGCGCAUCGGAAGCUAUGGCAAUGAUUCCAUCAGUGAGGAUCUAUGCUUCAAGGAGACCUUCAAUGAAAUCGACGACGUUGCCACAAAUAUUCGUUUCCUGUCGUUGGAAACUUUUUAUGGCCGCGUUGAGUACACCAUUGUUCUGAAUCGUGAUGAUCUAUGUGUUCUGAUACCCAAGGCCAAGAUAGCUUCGUCAUUUUGGAAUCUGUUUCGUUCUUUCAGUAUCAGUGUUUGGGCUUUAAUCUGCGUCAGUUUGGCCAUGGCGUACCUCUUUUGUUUACUCAUCUAUCGGAACAUCUUCGCUGGCGACAAGCUAUUGUUGGACCUCCUGGCCUGCAUUAUUUCAACACCACGUGCCAAGCUACAGAAAUCCAGAAUGUCCGCACGACUCUUCUUUUAUGUUUGGCUAGUCUAUGGUCUCCUCAUAUCGGCCGCAUUCAAGGGCAACUUGACCAGUAAUCUUGUGGACCGAGAGUAUUUACCGGAUGUAAAUACUCUGCAAGAAUUGGCGGAAUCUAAAUAUCCCCUGGCAACAUUGCCACGGCACAUAAAACACCUGAAUCGCUAUUUGGAUCUGCAUAAACCGUCCGAGGCAAUGCUGAGGCAAAAGAUUGUACCCCUACCCGAUGCCUUUUUCAAUGAACUCAUUGACAGCAAUAAUCUCUCCUAUGCCUAUUUGCAGAAAAAUCACAUUUCAGUAUUCCGGGCAAAUUCCCGUAAACAUUCACUGGGUGGAAAGCCCUGUUACCAUGCCAUGGCCCAGUGCAUUGUUCCGUUCCAUGCCGUCUAUAUCGUACCCUAUGGAUCACCCUAUUUGGGCUAUAUAAAUAGAUUGAUACGCAAUUCGCAAGAAUUCGGAUAUCUUCAUUACUGGGACAGUAUGAUGAGCGCUGUCUUUCGAAGGUCUCGUCGGAAUGGCCAACUGCAAAGACGUGACGACAGUGAACCUGAAGUUUUGCAGUUGUUCCACUUUCAGGCUGCCUACUGCUUUUGGGCUAUGGGUUUGUUAAUUGCUGGCGUUUAUUUUCUUUGGGAAAUGAUUAAUGCAAGGGUGGCAUUUUGA